Molecule: messenger RNA, 741 nt
Organism: Cladocopium goreaui
Lineage: Eukaryota; Dinophyceae; Suessiales; Symbiodiniaceae
Source: the annotation of a GenBank genome assembly
AUGAAAGCUCCCUUAGACCAAGGUGCGCUACAAGCCUUGGUCGAUUCAGCUGCUCAAGCCAGAAAUUUGCCUGCUCUUCACCUACCAUUUUCUCCUCCUGCCGAAGAAGCUGGGGCUAUAGCAGUGUGUUAUGCUUUGAGAUAUCGCCCCAAUGGGUUCAUGGUACUUGCUCCAAAUCACCCAGAUGUGCAACUGGCUUUGGUAGCAGACCAGCUGGACGAGGAUCCUCCUAUGUUCCACAAGUCUCAGGUGAGCCUCGAGAAUACCCGAGGCCGGGUCUUGGGUGCAACAGAAGUGCUUUUGGUGGACAUGAGUGCAUUCAGAGGGCCCGUGGCAUCGCGUCCACCAUUAGUCCAUAUUCAAAUGGGAGAUCAGCCUGGCCGCCCCACCAAAGCCACUGCCCUGGAAGCAGCUUCCCGUUGGAUUGGGGAGAUGGAUCAGGAGACCGCUCAGGAUUAUGCCACAGCCGGGGAGGGCGUAGCAGGUUCCGCAGCACGUUCCUUCCAAGACACCGGCGCUGUUCAACAUCGGCGACACUGCUCUGACUCCAGCACAGAGUGGGACCGGUUGAGGCAGUUUGCCGGCACACCGCCACCUCGAAUGGCGCAAGCAGAGCGGAGAGGAGCUGCCGCCAAGACUCGCCCUCAACCUGCACCAAUGCCUUUUUUACCCAAUAUGAGCCUGCAGUGCCUGAUUCCUCGAGUGAGCCAGGCGGUGGUGCAUGUGGGUCAUCUCACAUAG